Messenger RNA from Sinocyclocheilus anshuiensis, 2021 nucleotides. RefSeq lists its product as uncharacterized. The transcript is spliced from 5 exons. Bases 443 to 1363 code for a protein of 306 amino acids. Gene Ontology annotation, molecular function: guanyl-nucleotide exchange factor activity; protein binding. The record is from RefSeq and is a predicted model, not a curated record. Lineage: Eukaryota; Metazoa; Chordata; Actinopteri; Cypriniformes; Cyprinidae. Gene Ontology annotation, biological process: positive regulation of GTPase activity.
GUUCUGCAGUUCACAGGGUUUCCUACAGGUAUCCUGUCCACUGUGAGGCUUUCAUCAGACUGAGGAUUUGGAGUGCAUUAGUGAAGGUCUGAAUCAGAGCAGGCGGUGCAGAGCCAGGGAUUGAGAGGAAGAAAAUAAAUGUGAUGAGUGUGGGAGGGAGGAGGUUGUUUUAGCAAACAUACAGAGCCCAAAUAAGAGUGGAAAGAAAACAGGUGGAGGACAAAAAAGGACAAUAUCCCACAAACAUAUACUGAUACAAAGCAAGAGAUGGAGCUGUGUGAGAUUUUAGAUCAGAAACACGGUUUAGACUGCCGUGGUAAUCUGGGACACAAGCAGUGCUGAGAACUAAACAGGUCAUCACAACCUCACAUAGACAUAUUGACAAGAUGGGGGCCAGUCGUCCACUGCCCAAUGCGCCCAAGGGUAAGUAACAACAGGCACAAUGCGAAGACUGUCUGAAGGAUGUGCAUUUUUAUGUACAUUUUCUUUUCUCAGAUUCACUAAGUGCUGCAAUAGAGGCCAUCAGUGUGAGCACAGAACUCGUCGAGGAGGAACUAAAGCCAUAUUUGGACACAGCAUUGAAUGUUGCCAUAGAAAGAAAGGGAUGGGUUUUAUAUACACCAACGUACAAAGGUUUGGGAAAGGCGCAUCAGAGCAGGUGGUAGAAAGCGGGAUUCUGCCUGUUCUGGCUCAGAUUUUAAGAAGAAAGAGUACGCUCACUACUCACACUGCCAGACUGGUAGCUGAACUGGCCAGAGAUGCUCCUGUGAGAGAGCAAUGCUUUGAGACAGGCAUUGUGUCUGCCCUUGUGACCUUACUGCUAAGCCAAGACCAGGACCUUCUCCUUCACGUUAGCAAGGCCAUCGCGAGAAUUUGCUAUGACAGUAACUUGCAGCAGGAGCGAUUCCUGAGGCUUGGAGCUGUCCCACGACUGGUGUCGGUUCUUCUCCAGUACAGUGAAAACGAGACACUGUUGAGCUCUUGCCUUCUGGCCAUCUGUAACCUGGCCGACAUGGGUGAAGAAGACGGCUCCAUGCUCUCCUGGGAAGAAGGGGCGUAUUUCGGCGAGGGGGAGCGGGUUUUCCGUGGCACCUCACGGUACUCUUUCGGCUUCUCUUCAGCUGUGAUGGAGGUCAGGCUGAAACAGUGGACUAACGGCCAGUACUCUGUGGCAGUAGAAGUGCUUCAAAGGUGCUCCACAAUGCUGUGGGGCGUGAAAAACGGCCACCAGACUGGACACCGCUUACCGAACUUUGCCCACCUAGGCAGCUGCCCUAAAUUGUAUAAAGUUAUCAAAUGCUCAGUGAAGAACAUCCCGAGAAACAGGAAUCUGAGGGCAGCAGUGCUUCAUACCCUUUUGUGAGGCUUCAUCAUAGUGCUUUUGGAUUCACAAUAUUAAUGAACAUCUGAGGUGGCCUAAACUGGUGAUCUGGUGUGAACCAUGUCCCAACAUUUAAGGAGCUCAUUUCAGCCAUUCGUUAAAAAGAAUGGAUCUGAAGGCACAAACAUAGAAUAUAAUUGCUCUCAUUUCCCUAUUGCUCAGACGUCACGUCUGAAUGCAUUCCACCUGAACCCGAGGGUCCCAAACAAGAGCCAAAAUCACAAGCCAGGUCACAAGACAUGUUGUGUCCAGGCAGUUUAAGUCCUGUAGAUCUACGCUGACUGUACAUAGAAGAUGAGAACAGGUGGACGCCGAGCUGCAAUCUGCUAGCCUUUCUGAACUCUGUGAUUAGUCCAUAAGAGGCCUUACAGUAGUGGAUUAUCCAGACCCAGCGCUCGGGGUCAGAGCAGCUACACGCACCCAGGUCACAAUAUGCAACCGUGUUGCAAAAUGCACCAAGGGAAAUAGAUUAACAGAUGAAAAUUGUGACUUAUGUUUACAGUCUUUGGGUCCAAACACAGUCCAGGUUAAAGCAGACUUACCUAAUGUACCAAAUUUGAGCAGUGUAAAUUUUAUUAUGGAUUGAGAACUGCAAAAAUAACCAUGUACAAAACCUCUGUCAAAGUGACCUGAACCCAUA